UCCCUUCAGUCUGGCACAGGUGUACCGACUCCUCCCCUCCAGUCUUGCACAGGUGUACCGGCUCCUCCCCUUCAGUCUUACACAGGUGUACUGGCUCCUCCCCUUCAGUCUUGCACAGGUGUAGCGGCUCCUCCCCUUCAGUCUUGCACAGGCGUACCGGCUCCUCCCCUUCAGUCUUGCACAGGCGUACCGGCUCCUCCCCUUCAGUCUUGCACAGGCGUAUCGGCUCCUCCCCUUCAGUCUUGCACAGGCGUACCGGCUCCUCCC
Molecule: messenger RNA, 267 nt
Organism: Staurois parvus
Lineage: Eukaryota; Metazoa; Chordata; Amphibia; Anura; Ranidae
Source: the annotation of a GenBank genome assembly